Molecule: messenger RNA, 372 nt
Organism: Capronia coronata CBS 617.96
Lineage: Eukaryota; Fungi; Ascomycota; Eurotiomycetes; Chaetothyriales; Herpotrichiellaceae
Product: nuclear transport factor 2
Exons: 5
Coding region: 1-372 (123 amino acids)
Biological process (GO): protein import into nucleus
Cellular component (GO): nuclear pore central transport channel
Source: RefSeq, a predicted model, not a curated record
AUGUCUGACGAUGUUCCAGAACAAUUCGUUGAAUUCUACUACAAGACCUUCGAUGGCGAUCGCGCACAGCUGGCUGCUCUCUACAGAAAUAACUCCAUGCUCACAUUCGAGAAAGACCCGUUCCAAGGCACUCAGAGUAUCCUGGAGAAGUUGACGAAUUUGCCAUUUGCAAAGGUCCAACAUCGGGUCGAUACCACGGACGCACAACCGUCGAAUGAGACUGGAGGGAUCUUGGUCAUGGUCACCGGCGCCUUGAUGGUCGACGAUCAGCCACAACCCAUGAGUUACGUCCAAGUCUUCAACCUGCUACCUGACGCUGGAAGUUACUACGUGCAGAACGACGUUUUCCGAUUGGUGUAUGCCGCAGGUUGA